Messenger RNA from Jaculus jaculus (lesser Egyptian jerboa), 2256 nucleotides. RefSeq names its product ubiquitin conjugating enzyme E2 L3 (gene Ube2l3). Lineage: Eukaryota; Metazoa; Chordata; Mammalia; Rodentia; Dipodidae. Gene Ontology annotation, molecular function: ubiquitin conjugating enzyme activity. Gene Ontology annotation, biological process: ubiquitin-dependent protein catabolic process; protein polyubiquitination. The coding region runs from base 36 to 500 and encodes 154 amino acids. The record is from RefSeq and is a predicted model, not a curated record. The transcript has 4 exons. Gene Ontology annotation, cellular component: nucleus.
AUGCAUUUUGGGAAAGCAGCAGCACCAGAUCCAAGAUGGCGGCCAGCAGGAGGCUGAUGAAGGAGCUUGAAGAGAUCCGCAAAUGUGGAAUGAAAAACUUCCGUAACAUCCAGGUUGAUGAAGCUAAUUUAUUGACUUGGCAAGGGCUUAUUGUUCCUGACAACCCUCCAUAUGAUAAGGGGGCCUUCAGAAUUGAAAUCAACUUUCCAGCAGAGUAUCCAUUCAAGCCACCGAAGAUCACAUUUAAAACAAAGAUCUAUCACCCAAACAUUGAUGAAAAGGGGCAGGUCUGCCUGCCGGUAAUUAGUGCUGAGAACUGGAAGCCAGCAACCAAGACUGACCAAGUAAUCCAGUCCCUCAUAGCACUGGUGAAUGACCCCCAGCCUGAGCACCCCCUCCGGGCUGACCUAGCUGAAGAAUACUCUAAGGACCGUAAAAAAUUCUGUAAGAACGCUGAAGAGUUUACAAAGAAAUAUGGGGAAAAGCGACCUGUGGACUAAAAUCUGCCGUGAGUGAUUCCAGCAAGUGUGAGCAGAGACCCCCGCAGUGCAUUCAGACACCCGCGAAGCAGGACUCUGGAAAACUGACACGUGCCAUCACCUGGCGUUGGCUUGUGGCAGUUACUAACUUUCUACAGUUUUCUUAAUCAAAAGUGGUCUAGGUAACCUGUAAAGAAAGGAUUAAAGAUUUCAGAUGUUCUAGUUCUGCUUUCUUUGUUUUAAAAAUCACUGCUUCAAUCUACUUCAGAAGAAUGGUGUUUCUUUUCUUGCCCAAAUUUACCCCAUAUCUUCACGUUACAUUUAGCCCAGAAGGUUUAAAAAAAAAAAAAAAAGUUAUGGCUCCCUUCCCUUUCCACCUUCUUGCAUUCAGAUUAUUUUUCACAAAAUCUCUUCUUCAGACCCAGGCCCUGACUUCAACAAAGGAGAAAAAACAGCUCUGGCAGCUUUUCUCUUGUGGUACCUGGGCAAUUACUCAGAUUCUCUUGAGGCUAAUUUGUAGCAUCCUUUGAAAGAAUUGUAAAACAAAUAUCCACACUCCUCCCUACCCCUUCUCCAAAAAAAGGGAGGUCCAAUUCAUGUAAAAACCUGGCUAAAUGUUUCCACAGUAACAGAUCAAAUGGGCAAACUCCACUGUCUGUGUACGUGAUUAAACUGUGCCUAGCCUGGCCUAGUAGGAAACCCUACAAUGCCAUGUCUUUGGCCUGGAGGGAGGGCCUGCCAGCUGAGGACCUGUGCACUUGUAUGAUGAAUUUAUCACCAGAAAAUCUCCUGAGACCAAAGGUCAGCACCCUUCCCUGCAGCCAUGUUAGAAGAUCUGCUGGUCAUCACAGGCAAAACAAAAGCCACAAUGUCCUUUUGAAAUUCCAGGCUCCUCCAUCACCAAGCAUUGGAACGUGCCAUGGAGUGCUUCGACUCCUCAGCGUAGCAGCCCCACCACAGUCCUUCCUUGGCAUGGUUUGACCCUUUGGGAGAUUGGAGUUGGCGUGACUCUGCUUUGUAGCUGACACCAGCCUGGGGUUGCAUGGGCUCCUGCUGGCCCCUUCCUUCGGAGCAGCUGUUGGCCCUGCUCAGGAACAGGAUGUCAAUCCCACUCCCUUUGGACUCAGAGCCUUUGCAGAGUCAACCUCCAUUUGAAGCUCACUCAAUAAUAUCCUUUCAAUGUGUUUUAUAUUGUUUUGAUUGCUUUUUUUUGUAGAAAUAAAAAUUGACCUUAGAAUUUAUCAUCAGAUGAACUUUGUAAGGAUUUGAAUGUUAAUGUCUUUUCAAGGCAGGUGGAACUGCCCCUGCAGUAGCAAACACAUGGUUCUCUGACACCUUGUGGAAGGCGAUUAUCCCAUCCCAUCACCUGUGUAUCACCAAGUCCACUUCUGCCACUGAAGGCUUCCCUUCUGAGUACUUGGGGGGUGGGGACCCAGAUCAGAUGAUGAAGAUGGUUUGAAGGUUUACUUUCUGUUAACAGUUCUGGUCCUUGAGGCUUCCUAGGUCUCACAGACUCAUGACACAACUCUGGGUUUUGCCUGUGCAUAGUGUGAAAUAACAGAGGAAAACCUGACAGUCUUGGUUGGCCAGGCACAGCCCUGGCAUGCUUAAAUAAAUUUGGUUUCUUUAGUCCUAAGUAUGCCAGGGAGACUUCCAUGUGCCCAGGAGGGCAAGAGCACCAUGACAUUUCCACAUCUGUCUCUGCACUUGCAAAAAGGUGAUAAUGGACUUUAGCCACUCAGAUUUGUAAUAAAAUGCCAAAUUUUGUCAGAAGCUA